Molecule: messenger RNA, 330 nt
Organism: Talaromyces stipitatus ATCC 10500
Lineage: Eukaryota; Fungi; Ascomycota; Eurotiomycetes; Eurotiales; Trichocomaceae
Exons: 2
Coding region: 1-330 (109 amino acids)
Source: RefSeq, a predicted model, not a curated record
AUGGUCAGGUCCAGAGGAUCGCAUGCUGAGUUUGAGAACAGGCCCAGAGGGUUGCCUAAUCUGCGUGACUCCAUGGUAGGUCUCAGAGAGGCUCAUGGCAGGCAUAUCCUUGAGAACGGACCCAGAGGGUCGCUUGAGAAGAAUGGGGUAGGCUUCAGAGAGGCUCCUGUUAAAACUGUCGCCGCUACUUUGACUAUGCAACGAGGAGAGCUUAAUCCUUGGAGGUUUGCUCUUCUAGUAGGCACACGACAUCGUCAGUAUGAGAUGAACACAGUCAAAUUUGAUCAUUCUGCGACCUACCGCCUGCUCCUAAAAGUCACCGUGAAGUGA